AUGGUCAAUUCUUCUUCUCAAGAAAAGAAAAAGAGAACUAGUUAUUAUUUAACUAAGACUUUGCUAGAUAGAUAUGAUUCACCAACAAAUUCUCCAAUAAAUCAACAACAGCAACCAAUGACUCCCGGUCAAAAAAUUACAUCAAUGACAACACCUGUUGUUGAUUCUUCGUCACCAAGAAGAGGUCGAUCCACAUCACCAAAACUAACUAGUAGAGAUUCUUCAUCAGAUCCAGAAACAUUAAAUGAAAAAUACGAUGGUUAUGAUGAUGAGAUUGCUGUUAGCGAAAAAAAAGGUAGUCAUCAUCGUACUGAUGACAAUGACAGUGAUGAUGAUUUGUAG
Entrophospora sp. SA101 is the source of this 342-nucleotide messenger RNA. The record is from the annotation of a GenBank genome assembly. NCBI's taxonomy places the organism in Eukaryota, Fungi, Glomeromycota, Glomeromycetes, Entrophosporales, Entrophosporaceae.